GUGUAGAUGAUAAUAAUAUAAAACGGUUUCUAGCACCCGGAGCGUACUCUCCGGAAAAAGUAAGAUUAGAUAACACGCCGCAAUAUAGCUUCGGCAUUAGGCAUGCUCCGGAUAAAUCUAGUUACACACCAGCACCAGGUACUUAUAGCCCAGAAAAAGUGAAUUUGGACAAAGGGCCACAAUACAGUUUGACUGGCAAAGGUCCCGCUGAAAAACCUACGGAUACGCCAGCACCUGGAGCGUAUUCACCAGAAAAAGUAAGAUUAGAUAAUACGCCGCAAUAUAGCUUCGGCAUUAAGCAUGCUCUGGAUAAAUCUAGUGAUACACCAGCACCAGGUACUUAUAGCCCAGAAAAAGUGAAUUUAAACAAAGGGCCGCAAUACAGUUUGACUGGUAAAGGGCACACUGAAAAACCUGCGGAUACGCCAGCGCCAGGAGCGUAUUCUCCGGAAAAAGUAAGAUUAGAUAAUAUGCCGCAAUAUAGCUUCGGCAUUAAGCAUGUUCCGGAUAAAUCUAAUAACACACCAGCACCAGGUACUUACAGCCCAGAAAAAGUGAAUUUGGACAAAGGGCCACAGUAUAGUUUGACUGGCAAAGGGUCUGCUAAAAAACCUGCGGAUACACCAGCGCCUGGGGCGUAUUCUCCAGAAAAAGUAAGAUUGGAUAAUGUGCCGCAAUAUAGUUUCGGGAUUAGACAUGCUCCGAUUAAACCCAGUGAUACGCCAGCACCUGGAACCUAUAGUCCAGAGAAGAUAAAUUUGGACAAAGGGCCGCAAUAUAGUUUAACUGGCAAAGGAUCCGUUCUGAAAACUAACGAUGUUCCUGCACCUGGCACAUAUAGCCCCGAGAAGGUGAAUUUAGACAAGGGCCCGCAGUACAGUUUGGCCGGAAAAGGGAUGCCGGAAAAAUUAAACGAGAAUCCAGGCCCCGCUGAUUACAAACCAGAGAAAGCGCUAAAUCUGGAACAUAAACCUUAUUACAGUUUUGGUGAUAGGAAAUCUUUGGAUAAAUCUAGAGAUACACCAGGCCCAGCCGAUUACAGUCCAGAGAAAGCUUUAAAUCUGGAACAUAAACCAUAUUUCAGUUUCAGUAAUAGAAAACCUCUUCAUAAAUCCCGCGAUACACCAGGCCCUGAUAGAUACAAUCCAGAAAAAGUUCAACAUUUGGAACAUAAACCUUAUUUUAGUUUCGGUAAUAGAAAACCUUUGCAUAAGUCUAGUGACACACCAGGUAAUUGGUGGAAUUAAUAGAAUGUUAAUAUUGCAUUUGUUCUAACUGAUUGGUUUAUUGUGAAAUGUACAUAAAUGCGAUGUAUGUAUUGUGUGAAUCUAAAGUAGGCAUGCCAUAUAGUCCUAUAUUAAAAUGCUUCUUCAAUCUUUUCCAUUAAUCAUUUGUGAAAGAAACAAUUGUAUCUAUAAUAUUAUAAUAAUGCCUAUGAGAAAGUAAAAAAAUAAAAUAGCUAUCAAAAAUUGG
Molecule: messenger RNA, 1473 nt
Organism: Wasmannia auropunctata (little fire ant)
Lineage: Eukaryota; Metazoa; Arthropoda; Insecta; Hymenoptera; Formicidae
Product: outer dense fiber protein 3-like
Exons: 12
Source: RefSeq, a predicted model, not a curated record